Orbicella faveolata is the source of this 3193-nucleotide messenger RNA. Its product is annotated as poly(A) RNA polymerase GLD2-like. NCBI's taxonomy places the organism in Eukaryota, Metazoa, Cnidaria, Anthozoa, Scleractinia, Merulinidae. Gene Ontology annotation, molecular function: poly(A) RNA polymerase activity. Gene Ontology annotation, biological process: RNA 3'-end processing. The record is from RefSeq and is a predicted model, not a curated record.
GAGGUUCGACUGUGAUGAUAAUAAUAAUUAUGCCAUACUGAAAUGAUACCAUUAUAGAAGGUACAUGUCCAGUACCUAACAUUCAAUCAUCAUUAGAAUGUCAGGAGUUUUGAAUGAAUACUUUGUGCUAUCUGCACAGAUGUAGUUUGACUCAGUUUUGAUCUUAAAGUCACAACCCUGGAAUUCCAACAGGGUAAAUGCAAAUGCUCGUAAAGAGGAAACAAGAGCAAGCAUAUUUCAAGUAAUGUUGAGAAUUAAAUAAGAUGGUCUAGUGGUUGACAUGUUGGGUCCAGAGUUUGGUUUGUGUUGCAUUCUUUCAACCUUUAAAUAAGGCACUUCACUCAUACAUGUAGGCCUAUCUUCAUAAAGUGCAGGGGGUCUCAGUUAUUUGACAAAGCACCCAAAUUCUUACAUGGUUUCUAACAGUUGCUGUAUGUCUUACAUGGAUGUUGUUUUAUUUGUUAUUUUAGUGGACUAUCGUGUCCAACCCUUAGUGAUGCUUGUGAAGAAGUGGGCCAAGAAACAUGACAUCAAUGAUGCUAGUUGUGGAACACUCUCCAGUUAUGCUCUUACGCUGAUGGUUAUUCACUAUUUACAAGGCAUUUGUAAGCCUGCUGUAGUUCCUGUCUUACAGAGGCAAUAUCCAGCAGUGUUUAAGUACCAUGGAGAUGUAUCAAAUCUUAUAAGUCAAGAUCCGUGUAAACAUAUUGCUUGCAAUCAGUCAGAGAACAGGCAAUCCCUAGGAGAGCUGUUUGUGGGCUUUUUUAAGUACUAUGCAUUGGAUUUUAGAUGGAACAGUGACUAUAUAUCAAUUGCAAGGGGUACUGCCUAUCCAAGAUAUUCUGGACAAUGGAAGACAAAGCCUAUUGUUAUAGAGGAACCUUUUGAUGGGAAUAAUGUUGCUAAAGCCGUCAACCAUCACUUUGACAAGAUCCAUAUGAAGUUCAGGCUGGCAUGGCACACGCUUAAAAUCUCACCAAGUCUUGAAAGCAUCAAGGUUACCUAGACACGACUAGACGUCCUGUGUUGAAAAGAAUACCCACGUAAAUUGAUGGUACAAGUUUUAACAGAGUUAACUUCGACUUUCCUUUAGGCAUGGCACACGCUUAAUAUCUCACCAAGUCUUGAAAGCAUCAAGGUUACCUAGACACGACUAGACGUCCUGUGUACAGAACCAUACCGUGCAUCCUCUCUAUGUGUCAUUACUGAACAUGAAUUGGAAAAAAGGUUGGCCUGGAUGCCUUUAAAUACGCGGCUUACAUUGGCCAAAGAUUCUUGUGUGGACCAACAUUUGUGUUUGACGCGGCUUUGAAUCGCGAUUCAUCGUUACUUCAUCUUCGGGUUGCAAAGCAAGUGCAACGAGACUGUCAUUCCAAAUACAACCAUUCAAAUGACAGACUCUCCUUUGAAAUCUGUCUUUGCCCAUCUACAAAUGCUGUACGUUUUGAAUGCAAAGUUCAUUUUGUGAGCAUGUUUCCCUGGCUGGUUUUAAAUAGCAGCAACUCCAAGAGAGGUUUUGGCUCUUUGAAACUCGAAUUUCUUCACACCAGCAGACGGAACAUUUACCAGUGACUGAAGCCCUGUCCAAACGGGAAAUGUUUGGCGACCAAACUCGAUCAAACAUUGUUUUUGGUGACCAAACAUGUUGAUGUUGUACCAGUAUCAAACAUGUCUGAACAUGGUCGGUGUCCAAACGAACAACAUGUUUUACAAUGUGUGAUCCAUUGUUUGUCGGCGUUCAGAUUCUAUUAUACACGAUCAAACAAGGUGAUGUCCAAACGGAAAAAUGUUUGAUCGUGUUUAGUGGCCAAACAUUUCUCGUUUGGACUGGGCUUUUAAAACAUCGCGUACACUAUAAACAUGGUUUUGACGCAACAGUAUUUUAAAUCCUCUAAGUUGAAAUGAGUCGUUUUUACUCAGUUAUGUAAAUGAUCGAUGCACUGUUUAAAUGGCGUAAUUCAUGACAUAAAAGAGAAAUUAUGAUAAGUACACCGUAAUCUGUAAACUGUACCUUUAUUUAUAUAUCUAAAGUGUAUAGCCUAGAGUAUUGUAUUAAUAGAUAUUAUAUUAUUGCUAUAGUUUUUGAAAUAAAGUGUACAUGAUAUAUGCUCAAAUUGACGUACAUGACUGAUUUUGAUAAUUUAUCUGCCGCUUGUUAUUCGGGCUUAUUUUCUGUUGAAGCUUAAUAAGCUAGUUCAAUAUCCUAUCUUGUGCCUGUAAUUUCCUCUGGUAGCAUUUUGAGAUGCGGCUUUCGUGCCGUUAUGAAUGCAGCCGUGAGUAAAGAAUAACUUGAACAUCUUGUGAUUGGAGUUUUCCAUUCUAACUUUUCUCGCUUAUUUGCAUUUUGUGUGACAAAAAGAGCUUUUUUCUUUCUUGACACCCUGUUUCAGUUGCUUCGUCGAGUCAACUCUGCCUGUUCUUUGCUAGCAUGGCCCUCUUCAACUUGUGAGCUGAAUUUGUGGUAACAUAGCUUGUUGGUGUGUAUUCCAAACAGUGCCGCUGUAGUCUCCACGUGAAAAUAUUUCCAUUGCCGUAUCAGCGUUAUCCCUGGUUCAAGGUAGCAGCGUUAGCAAGAGUCCAAAACCCAAACAGUUCCCCUCUCUGUGACAUUGUUUUCUCACGGGUUGCUUUCUUUUGGAAUCCCCCUCAACACUAUGUAGGGAACUCCCCAUUCAGAUGACCAACAAGGCCAGAAGGUCAGCGCUGGGCGAAGCUGUGGAAACUCCGUUGCAGCGUAGAAGUAAGCGCCGAGGACACAACCAGUGUAUCCGGCGAUAAAUAUCAGUAUAUGCCACGCGCAGUGAAGAUAAGGGAACGACACGGACCUCCAUAUAUCACAGAAUACUCUGUCGUUCACCCAGAAGAGCACAGCAACAAACCACCAUCCAGCACACGUAAAUCCCAGUCUCCUGACUUUCAGAUUUUGACAGCUGUGGACGGAAAAAUAAUCCGAAAACUUUGAUGUUUUCUUUUACUGACGUUUCGAGUAUUAUAUCGUAAAACAAAUCGAAUUGCUCGUCAAGGCAGAACAACUUUUAUCUUCAGAAAGCCAAGUGACCUCCCAGUACACUUCCAGCGUUCUUACUUAUCGAUUCGCGUGUGUAGUAUUUAAGCCUUAUAUUUUACUUACGGUAUAGUACCAGAAGCUGUAGAGAGAAUGUGCUUAGAAUGUACCCAAGAUGAGAACAAAUGA